This is a messenger RNA of Sparassis crispa, 465 nucleotides long. RefSeq lists its product as hypothetical. The coding region runs from base 1 to 465 and encodes 154 amino acids. The record is from RefSeq and is a predicted model, not a curated record. The transcript has 3 exons. Gene Ontology annotation, biological process: proteasome assembly. NCBI's taxonomy places the organism in Eukaryota, Fungi, Basidiomycota, Agaricomycetes, Polyporales, Sparassidaceae.
AUGUCCCUCACAACAACGGAGAGCUCGCCCUCGUCCAGCUCGCGUAUCCAUGUCAAAACCAGGUACAUACCCCCUCCAGAGCCUUCUCUACCCGCUCUGGCCGUCCAGGUAACCGAGAUGGUCGACUCUUACAUGCUGUGGAUCGGCACGACGAACGAGCCCGCCGAGAGCGUGCAGAACGCGCCAUUGCAGGGCUGUCUCGCGAGAGACUGGGCAUGUGCCAUGCCCACCCGAGAUAUCAACUCAAGUCUGCCGCCUGCAGCGACCUCUCUGUUCCGCACCUCAGGCUCCGACAUCGCGCUCUCGAUGUCACAGCGUUUGGCCCGGCGCUUCAAAAAACAGAUAUUCUUGUCGGUGGACAUUCCGCCCUCGUUCCAGACGAUGGGGCAGGGUCCGCAACUGAUUUUGGCGGUAGAGAAGACGAUGGUAGAGACGCUGAAGGAGCUGGAGCAGAGGCGCACAUGA